Molecule: messenger RNA, 1669 nt
Organism: Dunckerocampus dactyliophorus (ringed pipefish)
Lineage: Eukaryota; Metazoa; Chordata; Actinopteri; Syngnathiformes; Syngnathidae
Gene: sebox
Product: SEBOX homeobox
Exons: 3
Coding region: 378-1373 (331 amino acids)
Molecular function (GO): DNA binding
Source: RefSeq, a predicted model, not a curated record
UUCUUGCUACGAAAAUUCUUUUUAUUUUAUAUUUUCAUUAAGAUUUAUGCUUGUAAUUAAGGUUACCUGAAGUCCUUUUUAUUUUUUUUAUUUAAAAAUAUGAUAUUUUAAAAAAUAUAAAAAAAAGUGUUACAUAUAUAUUUCAUAAACAACCCCAAUAUGUUAUUAUAAUGCAAAAUGCAAUUUAUAUUGUUUAAGAGAGGGUUUUUUUCCUAUUAUGUGCAAAUAUUUCACAUUAGAUGAGCUGGAUUCCCUGGAUUGUGCGCAUGUGUUUGUGUGUGUGUGUGUUGGUGGGCGGGGGUGCCCUAUGGGUAUAAAAGUCUCCCAACUCUCAAAGUGUCAGUGCGGGUGUGAAUCCUGAUGUGUGUGCAACAAUCAUGGCAUUGUUCAUGGAUGAAGAUGUGACUAUACUCAAGCACGAGCAGCAGACCGCCAUGGUGGAUCUAAACAUGCUUUUUGGGGAACACGAGGAGCCUUGUAAAGGUGUGCGCAGUGAGAGCGUCCUAUCCUCCCCGGAUCCAGACCGGGUGGCUGCCGGGGUAGCGGAGGGUCCCAGAAAAAGGAAGAGGACCAUUUUUAGCCGAGCUCAACUGUCUGAGCUGGAGCAGGCCUUCGCCGUGACCCCUUACCCCGAUAUCACCUUGAGGGAGAGGCUGGCUGCACACACACACCUGCCUGAGAGCAAGAUACAGGUGUGGUUUCAAAACCGAAGAGCCAGGAGUAUUAAGACUGGCAGACUGCCCAUGUCCACCAAACAUGUUCUGGAAGGUAGAGGACUUUCACAACCCGGCUCCGGACUGGUGACCUCAGCAUUCCCUGCCCCGACAUCUUUGGCAGACAUGUUCAGACCAGAUCAAGGCCAACCUUGUGAAGAUAUCCCACAAUUCUACUCUGACUGGAUCCAGAUCUACAACAACCAAACCCCAAACCAGCCAUCACUCCACCAGCAGCCCAUCCUCAGCACCCCCAAGCGUUCGGAGUCUCGUCUCUGGGAGGCGCAGCGCCAACAGAGACAACAACUAGGAUCCACGCUCUCCACUUUCCUACCUGCUUCUUUUACUCAGCCCAUCGCCAGGCAACCGCAGGUGUCCAGCCACUCCUACCAGGCCCACAGGAACAUGAAGACUCAGAGCCUGGCUCAGUGUGGGCCUCAUCAGUCUAUGUACGGGGGAACAGCCGGAGGCCACGCCUCCAUGGACCAAGUGGUUCCUUCUCACUCUCAGUCGAUGUACUGGGAAGUAAAUCAGGGCCAGGGACAUCACCACCUCCAUCAUCAUCAUCCUCAUGCACAAAUGGGUCCACAGACCUCCAUGGGCUACAUCUCUGACCUGAUUUAUAAUGCUGCUAUUGUGACCAACUUCUUGGAGUUCUGAUGAAAAGAACAAUUGUAAAUAUCCAUUUAUGGUCCUACACACCAGAUAUACUGUACUCUUCUACUCUUAUACUAACAUUACACUGCUCUGGAUAUCUGCAUCGAUGCGCCCACCUGAAUGAUUACCACGAUAUCAAAAGUGACAUAUGGUGAGAGGUGGAUGACGUCGCUUUGAAAAUCGAUGCCUUCAUCCCAGAAGUUAAAACCUGUUAUGGAUACCAUUUGUCUUUUUUUUUCACUGUUGUAUCCUAUCAAGUCACGACUGGUCAAUAGAAAAUGAAAGUAAAAGUGAAAUUU